Molecule: messenger RNA, 1052 nt
Organism: Vanrija pseudolonga
Lineage: Eukaryota; Fungi; Basidiomycota; Tremellomycetes; Trichosporonales; Trichosporonaceae
Exons: 3
Coding region: 240-980 (246 amino acids)
Source: RefSeq, a predicted model, not a curated record
CCAGCCCCUCAGGGCGUGGGCAUCAAGGCAAACAAGACAUCGUGGCGUCGCAGCAGGCGGCGCCUUUACAUUCCCAGUCUCGCUCGUCGCGUCGGGCAACGACGCGACUCGCGCACGCCGAGCAAGCUAGUGAAGUAGACUUGGCCACGCUGCUCAUCUUGCCCGGACACGUAAAGCAGCGCAAACUCGCAGCGUACCACGCCCCACGCCCAGCAAGCAAACGCGCUAGCGGCGUGUGAAUGCCAGCAGCAUGCUGCGAAAUGCGAGCUGUACGGCACGGCAGCAGGGCGAUGCGACACAACUGCGGCGGCGGCGACUGCGGCUGGCCGACCUUAAGACGUGGUGCCAAGAGCCAAGAGCAGCGCUCCACCCGUCGUCGAUUCACUCUCUCUUUCUUCUACUCACUCUCUCCCUCCUGCCCACUGCCCACUCACUGCACAAUGCUCACGCUCGCUACCGCCCUCGCGCUGCUCUCGUCGGCAGCAGCGCUGACCGUCAACUCGCCGGCCUCCCUAGUCCAAUGCCAGCCCGUCCAGCUCUCGUGGUCGGCCGGCACGCCGCCCUACUACCCCGCCGUCAUCCCCGCGGGCCAGCCGAGCGCCCAGGCGCUCGUCACCUUCCCGCAGCAGGACACGACGGUGGCUACGUGGGUGGUCAACCUCGAGGCGGGGACGAAUGUCACGAUCAAGCUCACGGACGGGACCGGCGCGACCGUCUUCUCCGCCGCCAGCGUAGUCCAGAAGGGCACCAGCACGGCGUGUCUGACGGCCUCGCCGUCGGCCGGAGGCGCGAGCAACACUGGCGGCAGCGGCAGUGCGACUGGCACCGCUGCGCCGAGCGGAUCCGGCGCCGCGAGCGGUGCUGCCAGCGGCAGUGCUUCCGCGAGCGCGAGCGCGUCGGCCAAGCCGUCGUCUGGCGACAAGAUCGCCGUCCCCGCCCUCGCUGCUGUUGCCGUCGCUGCCCUCGCUGCGGCGCUCUAAGCCCUCCAAGCCCUGCUAUAGCACUCUAUAAUCUUGGACUAUACUACCCCGGACACAUAGUCUCGCAUCGCA